Molecule: messenger RNA, 1451 nt
Organism: Theobroma umbraticum
Lineage: Eukaryota; Viridiplantae; Streptophyta; Magnoliopsida; Malvales; Malvaceae
Product: 1-aminocyclopropane-1-carboxylate oxidase homolog 1-like
Source: RefSeq, a predicted model, not a curated record
GAAGCAUGGGGCCAAGCAGCUACCGUUGUUAUUAUCUUUGAUGUGGUUGAUUUCUAGACACUCCUAUGCGGAACAAAAUUUCCUACCGUCUAGUGCUCCACCAAUCUUCAAGAUUUACUCCAUUGGUAUUCCAUAGAAUUUCUACAGCUUUGGUUACCUUAGAGAGAAAAAAAAGGGGAAAAUGGUGGUAACUGGUGGCGUUGAAGUUUGUGGCGAUUCCAAUUAUGACAGAAAAAGAGAACUGAAAGCAUUUGAUGACUCAAAAGCUGGUGUCAAAGGUCUUGUUGAUGCUGGGGUUACCAAGGUUCCUCGGAUGUUCAUCCGACCACCUGAUAACUUGAGAGAUGCUUCAGAUACCAAGAAAAUCCAAUUUAGUAUUCCGGUUAUUGAUCUAGAAGGCAUUGAAAACAAUCCAGCGCGGCGUAAGGAGAUCAUCGACAAAGUCAGACAUGCCUCAGAGACAUGGGGAUUCUUCCAGGUUGUCAAUCAUGGAAUCCCUUCAGGUAUUCUCCAGGAGAUGAAAGAUGGGGUUCAAAGAUUUUUUGAGCAGGAUAUUGAGGUCAAGAAAGAAUUCUAUGCACGUGAUCGCGUUACAAGGUACAGGUAUACUAGCAACUUCGAUUUGUACACAGCUCCAUUUGCAAAUUGGAGAGAUACCUGCUUUUGCGUAAUGGCUCCCGAUCCUCCCAAGCCAGAAGAGUUGCCGGCCGUAUUGAGAGAUAUUCAACUGGAAUACACGAAGCAAGUCAUCAGAUUAGGAAGUUCUCUGUUUAAAUUGUUGUCUGAAGCUCUUGGACUAAAACCAAGUCACCUCGAGGAGAUGGGAUGUGCUGAGGGCCUUUCAGCUCUAUGCCACUAUUAUCCACCGUGCCCUGAGCCUGAACUAGCCUUAGGCACAAGCAAGCAUUCCGACAAUGACUUCCUAACAGUGCUUCUACAGGACCAAAUUGGAGGCUUGCAAGUGCUUCAUCAAGACCAGUGGGUUGAUGUUCCUCCUGUGCCUGGUGCCUUAGUGGUCAAUAUUGGAGAUCUUCUACAGCUCAUAACAAAUGACAAGUUCAAAAGCGUAGAGCACAGAGUGUUGGCAAACCGCGAAGGCCCAAGAAUAUCAGUUGCAUGCUUUUUCACCACAGGUCUACUACCAUCUUCAAGGCUGUAUGGACCCAUUGAAGAGCUUCUAUCAGAUAACAAUCCUCCAAUCUAUAGAGAAACAACAGUUAGAGACUUUGUUUCCUACAUCUAUGAACAUGGUCUUGAUGGAACUUCUCCCCUACAUCUCUUCAGACUGUGAAAUUGGCCAUAUAGCAUAUAUGUUUGAUUAAGGGAAAAAAAAUGUUAACUGGACUGGUUGAUUGAUUUAUCAAGACACCAUGAGUAUAUUUGGCACAAAUUGAGCUCAAAUAAGUAUUGUCAAUUUAUAGCCAUUAUCUACUUUAUCAAAGUGGUAGCAA